GCACCUCCUCCGGCGCCGGGCAGCCAAUGCUGGGCGGAGGGCGGGCAGGCCAGGCCGCCACCCGCGGGGAGCCUGCGGCGAGGGGCUGGGGCCGUGCCCGCAGAGCGCCGGCCAUGCAGCAGCAGCACAGCACCCUGCUCCACCUGGUCGCCGGAGGAUGUGGAGGCACAGCUGGAGCCAUCCUGACCUGUCCUCUGGAAGUGGUGAAGACACGUCUACAGUCAUCCCAAGUGACUUUGCGGCCUCUGUGCCUCUCUGAGAUUCAGCUGCCAGGGAUGAGUGUGAGGUUGGUGAACCCCACGCCACCAUCCCCUGGAGUGCUCAAAUUGCUCAGGACCAUCCUUGAGAAGGAAGGCAUGCGAUCACUGUUCCGAGGUCUGGGUCCAAACCUUGUUGGGGUUGCCCCUUCCCGGGCUAUAUAUUUUGCCACUUAUUCUGGUGUUAAGGAGAAGCUCAAUACUGUCCUUGUACCAGAGUCCAAGAAAGUGCACAUGCUAUCAGCAGCCUGCGCAGGCAUUACCUCUUCCACACUCACCAACCCUAUCUGGCUGGUGAAAACCAGGAUGCAGCUGGAAGCCAGGAUGAAGGGGGAGCUGAGCAGUAAUGCCCUCCAGUGUGCCAUGCAUGUGUACCACACUGAAGGCCUUCGUGGAUUUUACCGUGGAAUCACUGCCUCUUACGCUGGAGUGUCAGAGACCAUCAUACACUUUGUCAUAUAUGAAGCACUGAAACAGCAACUGAGAAAUGGCCAUCAUUCCCUUUCCACACCACUCACACUUUCACCAAACAGCCGUGACUUCUUUGGACUAAUGGGAGCUGCUGCUGUCUCCAAAACAUGUGCCUCAUGCAUUGCAUAUCCUCAUGAGGUAAUCCGGACACGGUUGCGAGAAGAAGGGUCACGGUAUCAUUCCUUUAUACAGACUUUGCAGCUUGUAGUCCGUGAAGAGGGACCCUUGGCUUUAUACCGAGGGCUCCUGGCCCACUUGAUCCGACAGAUCCCCAACACAGCUAUUAUGAUGGCUACCUAUGAGCUCAUUGUACGUUUGGCCUCUUCCACCUUGUAAGCACACUGUAGCACCUGAAUGAGCUGCUGGAGAGAUACAGGGACCUCAUAGUUCUGAGACAUGGUCUUUUCCCACGCUCCAAGAGGUGGUGCUUUUCAUCACAUACCAGGGCUGAGUCAGGCAUAGCAUUCUCAGGACAUAAGACUAUUUUAUGCUACGUUUUCAGCUCCAAUGUGUACAGUGUCACCUUUGUUCUUUCUGGAGACUUGAAUUCUACCAGUGCCUCAAGAUGUCAGGGCACUGGUUUGACAGUGUCUGCUCUUAGCUUCCAGUAUGAAACAAGGACAUGAAAUUUACUGGAAAGGAGAUAAAGGAGAAAGCAUGUUUAUAUCUUAGCUUCAGCAUCUUCAUGCCGUCUGGACCCAUUAACAGCCAAACAUAGUUGUGAAGACAGGCUAGGGCUGAGACAUCUGAGAGAGUUGGAGCAAGCAGAGAUCUUGUGCUGAGACCUUUCAUGUCCUUAGAGGGGCUGUUCCACUUUUAUGUGCUGUGCUGUCCUUCUGCCCUUGGGGAUGCCUCAACUUUGACCACCAACAAAUGUCCUGUUGCAGAAUCUUCCUUUGGGUCCUGAACACGUUACAGCUAUUACCCCAAGAAGUGUCAGGCAGCUGACAGCCUCUUUUUUUCCUGCUGGGUCUGAAGAGUUGGACCAAGUAGAUCAGGGGAAGAAACACAACCUGCUAUGAAGCACUACCCUAAUAACUUUGCUACUGGCCUCAUAGCCAUGUCUUGACCAUAUCUGUUCUUUUUGUUUUCCCUCUUUUCCAAAGUAGCAGAAGGAGGCACACCUUCUUCCCUCAGAACUUCUGGGGCUGUUCUGUUACAAGUUGAAGUCCCUGUUGUGAAAUACACUCUAUGCUGGUAGAGAAAGUGGAUCAUGUAAAAAGGUGGAUGAAGCUGAGUAUUUGGCCUGUUUCUAUUGAUAUAUGGAAGGAGCCUUAUUGUUUUUUCUGUAAUCAAGGUUUUGCUGCAUGUGUUAACACUUGCCUGUGACAGGCUGGGAUGCCUUCUGUUCCUCUGUGGUUUCAUAGCCCUGUGUGCUGGGUAAGGCUACGCUGUCUUUACAGAGAGAGUAUUUUGACUCAAAAAGGUGGGGGGAGGGAUGCGGAGAUGCUACAAUUGUUCCAACACAUAUACUUAAAAAUACAACACAUCUCCAAGGUAAGGUAAUAAUUUUGAUAAAUAUAUAGUCUGGACAAUCUCCAGUCUUACAUUAA
This is a messenger RNA of Oxyura jamaicensis (ruddy duck), 2281 nucleotides long. Its product is annotated as solute carrier family 25 member 36-like. Gene Ontology annotation, biological process: pyrimidine nucleotide import into mitochondrion. The record is from RefSeq and is a predicted model, not a curated record. Gene Ontology annotation, cellular component: mitochondrion. Gene Ontology annotation, molecular function: pyrimidine nucleotide transmembrane transporter activity. The coding region runs from base 27 to 1064 and encodes 345 amino acids. Lineage: Eukaryota; Metazoa; Chordata; Aves; Anseriformes; Anatidae. The transcript is spliced from 7 exons.